AUGGAGGAUUAUAAAGCCGCCAGGAGAGUGCCGUAUGGCAGGCUGGGCGAUUUCAUAGGCAGAAGAAUUCGCUUUAUUGGUCGGAUAAAAGAAGCUGAAGAGGAUGCUCUCAUACUUGAGGCUUCCGAAGGUAAAUGUGUGAAGUGCUUCCUCCGGGACUCCCCGCCGGCGUGCCGCUAUGUCGAAGUUGUGGCGACUGUACAGGAGGACCUAACAAUUAGGCAAGGAGAGCACGAUCAAACCAUUCCUCUUGGAGACAAUAUCGACAUAGAGCUUGCUGAUGCAGCGACAGCAGCGACUUUCCAUCCUCAAUUUAGCCACCUAUUCGAUUCAGAGUAA
Molecule: messenger RNA, 339 nt
Organism: Eimeria necatrix
Lineage: Eukaryota; Apicomplexa; Conoidasida; Eucoccidiorida; Eimeriidae
Product: replication factor A protein 3 domain-containing protein, putative
Exons: 4
Coding region: 1-339 (112 amino acids)
Biological process (GO): DNA repair; DNA replication; DNA recombination
Cellular component (GO): nucleus
Molecular function (GO): DNA binding
Source: RefSeq, a predicted model, not a curated record